Hyaloscypha bicolor E is the source of this 1045-nucleotide messenger RNA. RefSeq lists its product as uncharacterized. The transcript is spliced from 2 exons. The record is from RefSeq and is a predicted model, not a curated record. NCBI's taxonomy places the organism in Eukaryota, Fungi, Ascomycota, Leotiomycetes, Helotiales, Hyaloscyphaceae. Bases 224 to 943 code for a protein of 239 amino acids.
UGGCGCUAUGGCUCUGGUGUAAAAGCCUAAUUUUUUGGUCAAUUUUGGGGUUUCUUCCUGGCAUCAAAAUUGGCUUGAUUGGAAAGCCAGCCUGAAACGCCUCUUUCCUCGGUGCAGGGGUGUUAAAAUCGGUGCCCGCCUUGCGAUACACGAUUAAAUCGAUUCAUAGAGAGUACCUAUUAUACGGGCCCGUGGCCAGGACUUGGACUAUCUCGUCGGCAAAAUGCCUCCUCGAAUGUUCUGCUUCCCGGACGAUCAGGCGAUUCUUAUUAAACACUCCUUCGAGACGUUUGAGGAUGGCCCACUCUUUGGACGCAACAUAGGGACACUCGUAUUGAAGCAAUUCCUCGAUCUCAGAACUGCGGAGCAACUUCAGGCGGGUAUCCUCGACUGGCGGAGCAGCGAGCAAGAUUUAAUUUUGUUCUUGCGUUGGGUCUAUACGGAUGACCUAGCGGCCCCUGACGGUGGCUUACCGUCGAACGUAGAUCUCAUAUCCCUAGCAUCUAUAGCUGGACUUCUCGAGUUGGCGAAGCUUCAUGAUGACAUCCUCGACGCUCUUGACCUCUUACACUGUCGCAAACACUGGGCAGCAUCUGCAUCGGUUAGCUGUUGGGACCAAUGGAAUCGCCCAGUAGCGAAUGAGGAGCCUGCGUUUUGGAAGAAACGCCACGAUUACCUGGUAGCACGAGCAGCUGCAGACCUGACAGUAGAUCACCUCGUGGAGAACAUUAUUCCGGCAAAUCUUACCUACAAGAUGUUGCGCGUUUUGAGGCGUUGUCAGGGCCUGCGCCGUGCGAGUGGGAGACCAUUCCCGUUCCACAUCAUGAAAAUGUUCUACUUGAGUGACCUUCCCGGUGAUACCAGCGACUUUCCGAUCAUCUUGUCAACACCGGAGCCGGACCGGUGCAGGAUCAAUGUCCAAAUAGAGAAACCCCGCCGUUAGCGUUCUCGUUCCUUGCCAAGGCCAGAGGCUAACCUUCCCUGUCUUCAGAUUCAGAACAAACCGGGCAAUUUCCUUUAGCAAUGCUCCCAAUCGAGCUCCGCC